Molecule: messenger RNA, 1778 nt
Organism: Amoebophrya sp. A25
Lineage: Eukaryota; Dinophyceae; Syndiniales; Amoebophryaceae
Source: the annotation of a GenBank genome assembly
CCUAGACUGGCGUCUUGCAGGAGGCUCGGACUCGGAAUACAAAAAGGUGGACGUAGUUGGAUCGUCCGUGGCGCAGGCUGUUCCUGAAGGCACGGCCGAAAAGGCCAUUACUCGGGCAGAGCAAGGCGCGCAUUUGCUCUUUCCGUCUAAGCGCGACUUCGAGCAGCUGUGCGUCCUUGUGGACGCCUGCCUGCAGCUAGCUGCUAAGGGGCAUGCAGUGCCAGAAAACUUUCGUAGCAGGAGUUCAGGUCGAAAAUCGAGAGCCUCGGCGCGCUACUCGAUCUUUGGGGCGCACGUGGGCUCUGCUCAUCGGUCCAGUUCGGCGCCGAUUGCGGGACGGACGCGAGCCUCACGCUUUUUGCUUGCUGCGCCGGUUCUGACAUUAACGAAAGACGGAAACGACGAAACCAGCGUUGACUUCGCAGGCACCGGCGAGAUGAUGGCGCGUUCGAGACAGCCGCAGCGAAGGGUUGAAGAUGAGCAGGCUGCUCCGGGCCAAGGUGGUGGCACAGUGGUAGGCAGGUGCUUACCCUCCAGGACUUCGCUGGAGACCAAGGGGGCGCGCGAAGUAAGAGAAGAUGACGCCAACGAGGAUGAGCAAACGGACGAUAAGCUCACUUCACUAGGUGAUGCGGCCUUGCCAAAGGGAAAGCGUGGGCGUGCGUACUUCAGUAUUCCGCCCUCGUCGUCGUCAAGUAGUAGCUCCACGACAGACGACGAGGAACAACGGGCGCGGGAGUUGCGAGAUGAAAUUUCGCUGGCAAUCGAAGAACGCGAUCGUGACGUCGCCCGGCUGAGUUCCGACUUGGGCGCAGCGCGAGAAGCGUUGGGUGGCCGCGACGAGGAAAUCACGCAGUUGAAAAGGCGACUGGAGGAUUUGGAAGAGCAGCUCUACGACGACGCUGGGGAUGCGGCCGCCCUCAGCAACAAAAACAAUCGAGCUGCUGCGUUGUUCAAAGGAGUGGCUGGAGCAGGCAGCAAAGGUGCUUCCCGUGGGAAGGCCUUAGAUGCCGCGGAAGACGAAGAAAGAGACCCGAACAGCGUUGCUGCAGGAGAUGGCAGUGUCCGUUCUUCUGCUCUUCAUGAAGAGGGUGCUGAUGCUGACACGGCCAUGGACACUGUUAUGCAAGAUGCCUCCAAGCGCGAAGCGCAUUUCAUAAAGUUGCAAGCGGAUUUGCAUCGCGAGGAGCGCAAGCUCGCGCGUCAGAAGCUAGCCCUUGAAGAGGAGCAUCGACUUGCCGACGAAACCACGAGAAGCUUGGAGGAGAUCGAUGCGCAGCUGCAGACCCGGGAGAGCGCUGUGGCGGCGAAGGAGAAGGACGUAGAGACCGAGCUUCAGUUUCUCGAAGCGAAGCGUGCGGAGCUGGAGAAACUAGUCAGUCCCCGCGGGCACAGGGCUCUAGCUGCACAGCUUGAGCACGCGAAGCGGGAGUUGGCGCGCUUGCAAAUCGAGCGGCAGGGUGAGCGGACGGAAGCGGAGGAGCGGCGGGCGGCAAUCCGGGACCGCGAAAGUCAUGUAGAAGGUUUGGAAGCGGAACUCGCGCAGCUGAAAGAGGGGGACGUGGGAAGACUUCGCAGCGAGCUGCACGCGGAGCGCGCUCGACAAAUCACAGAGCGGGCGGCACAGCAACGGACGCACGAAGCAGAGCGUGAGCGAAUGACGGCAGAACUUUUCUCCCUGCGACGUCAGGUGCGCGCGCUAGAAAGCGACAAAGCGGAACUGCUGGAUCGCGUGACGUUUAUCAGCGAGCAUAGGCCUGAAGAGAGUGGAACGCGAC